AUUUGUAAACAAAAAAAAUGUCAUUUCCACGGAAAUAUUUAUACAUCAUUAUUCCGCAAUUGUUAUUUAUAAGUUAAUUUUAAAUUUCAGUUAUAUUCAAACUGAAUGAAUUUCAAAAAACUUGUUAAAUUAAACUCUGAAAAAUGAAUAAGAGUAGGAAAGAAUUUGAUGAGCAUACUGCCCACUUGGAUAGAACUCUCACAAGGAGCACCUUGUCUGAUGGUGAUGAAGCUGUAAAGAAAAUAUAUCCAUCUAAAAGUGAGCUGUCCAUAAUAAACAAUUCGAUAAAAUGUACAGAAGAAAAAUGUAAAGAGAUAUUCACAUCCUGCUCAAACUUAAAUUUACAUCUCUAUAAAACUCACAAUAAAAAGGACGCAAUUAAGUUUGAUACCAUAAACAAACAAUAUUAUUGUCCAGAAAUUCAAUGCAUUUAUCAUCAGUCGCAGUGGUUCAAGAACAAAAAACUGUUAAAGCAACACUAUUUAAAAGUGCAUUCACCUAAGAUAUUUGUUUGUGAAACUUGUAAUGAAGGAUUUGCUACAAAAGCAUUCAAAAACAUGCAUGUAGAUUAUUGUGGUGUGAAAUUCAAAUGCAGUGAAUGUCCAAUAAGUUAUCCCAAGUAUGAAUCUUUAUUAACCCAUGCAAGGAGGAAGGAACAUAAAAUAAAUGACAAAAUUUAUUUCAAAUUGAAAAAGGUAGAUGAUUCAAUAUCAAUUAAUAUUUCUAAAAGCGAUAGUAAUUUACUGAAUAGAAUAAGACCAAUUUUGCCUAAACCAACAUCAAGUGUUAAUUCAAUUACCAAUUGCAAGUCAUUCAACAGGAAAAAUGAUCAAAGCAUUCAAACUGAUCACAUAUCACCAAAACUGAAAAGUAAAAUAACUCAAAUCAAUAGGAAUUCAUUAUUUCGAAAAAGAGAUACAAGGCAAACACAAACUGGUUUUUGGAAAGAACAGCUCAGCAUUGAAACCCAAACUAUUGGCGAUUUUACCAGUAGAAACAAUAUGGAACUUAAUGGAGGGAGAAAAUUCAUCACUACUCAAUCUUCUACCCAAACAAGUUCAGUGGACUCAAAAUCUGCAUCAUCAAACACAUUUCCUCCUAUAAAUGAUCUCAACCUUUCUUCAACAGCAAAGAGAAGUUCAUCAAGCACCCAAACUUUGGAAAAACCCAUUGAUAACUUUUCUGCCACCACUAAUACUCAUGAUACAAUAGAUACAGAUACCUCCGACUUAAUUGAAAGUAACUUGGAUAAUUUUGAUUCAAACUACUUCAACUGCAAUAUGGAAACUCAAACUGACUUGAUAUUCAAUGAAGAUUUAUUCGAUUAUGGAGACUAUUACAGCAAUAUGUACACACAAACCUGUGAGAAUCUUCUUUUGAAUAGUUUAGAGCUGAAUCAUAUCGAGACCCAAACUGUAGACGAUAUGUUGAAGUCUGUUGAAAUCCAAACAAUGAUGUCCCAUAAAAAGUCUCAAAUCAACUGCCGUGAUAUAAGCCAUAUGGAAACUCAGACUGACGUUGAGGUCAAGCAAAUGUUAGAAGUAAUGAAUGCGUGAUUUUGCCAUAUUACAUUUUGUUGUUUUUGAAUUUUCAUUGAUAGUGUUGACAAACUAGUCGUUCUCAAUAAAUUUAUUUCUAUAUCUCAUUCA
Messenger RNA from Coccinella septempunctata (seven-spotted ladybird), 1649 nucleotides. RefSeq lists its product as uncharacterized. The record is from RefSeq and is a predicted model, not a curated record. The coding region runs from base 144 to 1556 and encodes 470 amino acids. Gene Ontology annotation, molecular function: DNA-binding transcription factor activity, RNA polymerase II-specific; transcription cis-regulatory region binding. The transcript has a single exon. NCBI's taxonomy places the organism in Eukaryota, Metazoa, Arthropoda, Insecta, Coleoptera, Coccinellidae. Gene Ontology annotation, cellular component: nucleus. Gene Ontology annotation, biological process: regulation of transcription by RNA polymerase II.